Anguilla anguilla (European eel) is the source of this 1896-nucleotide messenger RNA. RefSeq lists its product as uncharacterized. The coding region runs from base 430 to 1401 and encodes 323 amino acids. The record is from RefSeq and is a predicted model, not a curated record. Lineage: Eukaryota; Metazoa; Chordata; Actinopteri; Anguilliformes; Anguillidae. The transcript has 9 exons.
UCCAGACGUGCGUCUUCGGGGAAAAAGACCGCGAUAAGGACCAAACGAAAACCGACCCAGGAGGGAAAAAGAUCCGGCUGAAAGAAUCUUAAGAAAUAAUUAAAGUCAAAGAGGCUCUGGUUGGAAGCCUUCAGGAGGGCCCCAUGGGGAGUGAUAAGAAGCAGAGGCGGGAGGAAGUGAGAAAUACAGAGAGUAGCAACCAAGUAGCAGUUAAAUAGAUUACCGCCCCUUCUUGGGGAACCAACGUUUGACAGAGCGAAUUUUUUGCAGAUCGACUCCAGCCUGCUAUCUGAAUACUGACAUUUUGCGUCAGUGAGCCCACAGAUCGCGCCCAUUAACCUUGAAGCAAAGCCCUAAUCUCUACACUAGGGUGGACCCACAGCAGCAGCAGCAUCUACUCCCCUACACAGAGAGCAGGAGAGCUUCCAGAUGGAGUGGCUAUGGACCGAUAUAUUGUCGCAUCCACUGUGGGCUUUUUCCACGCUGGUCUUGGGGCUCGUCGUGCGCGCACAGCGGAGGGGACCGUGGGACCCGCGCGCGUGUCCCGUGGAGCUCAAAGGGAAGACCGCAAUCGUCACUGGAGCGAAUACAGGGAUCGGAAAGUUCGUAGCUCUGGACUUUGCGCGGCGCGGUGCUCGCGUGAUCCUCGCGUGCCGGAGCGAGGCGAGGGGUUCGGCGGCUGUACGGGAGAUCCGUCGGCGUAGCGGAAACCAGGACGUGCACGUGCGCCUGGUGGACACCUCCUCCCUGGCCUCUGUCAGGGCCUUCGCCGAGGGCAUCCUGCGCGAGGAGAAGCAGCUGCACAUCCUGGUCAACAACGCCGGGGCCUCAGGCCUGCGUAGAGCCAUCACUCCCGAUGGCCUGGAGGUUUCCUUCGCCACCAAUCACCUGGGGCCCUUCCUGCUCACCAGCCUGCUAUUGGACCUGAUGAAAAGCUCCGCCCCGGCGCGCAUCGUGAACGUGUCCUCGGUCAACCACUGGAAGGGCGUGAUCGACUUCUCACAUUUCCACGGCGACAACCUGACCUACACGAUGGACAGCAUUUAUAACCACACCAAGCUCCACAACAUCCUCUGCACCAACGAGCUGGCCCGCCGGCUGCAAGGCACAGGUGUGACCGCCAAUUCCCUGCACCCCGGUGUGGUGAUGACUGAGGUGAUGAGGAACUACAACUGGCUGAUCAGGUUAAUCUUCAACCUGGUGGGAAUCUUCUUCUUCAAGUCGGCUGAGGAGGGGGCCGUCACCACCAUUUACUGUGCCGUGUCGGAGGAGGUGGAGGGCAUCAGCGGGAAGUACUUCGACAGCGACUGCUCUCUCGUUCUCCCCGCCCCGCUCGCCCGAGACUCCGCCCUCGCCACCAAGGACUUUGAGAUCUGCGAGAGAUUGACAGCCAAGCUGUGAGCCGACCUGCAGGGGGAGGAGGAAGAGGAGGAGCCAGGGCCAGGAAGCCGUUGUGGAUACGAGACCUCUUCAGGGACGGGUGCUCAAAGUGAGAAAAGGGCACGCCUGCCUAGAAAAACAGUUUUAAAACACUCAAUGUUACAAUGCAGGAUAUAUUUCACCAAAAUGAGGGAAUGAAAAGUUGUGACAGCAAAAAUAACAUAACAAAUAUUAUUUUUUGUUUUAUCAAAUCAAAGGGGCAGAUCGGGCACUUGGGGCAAAAGGGGCAGGGGCUCAAGGUGCUCACGCCCCCCCUUCCCCCCCCCCAUCACGCACAUGCCUGGUGCAAAGGUCACAACCUGUCUUAAUCCUGUUCUAUUUAUUGUUUUAUAAGUGAUGAUGAUGAUGCAAAGCCAUUAUGAGACUGAGAGGGAAAAGCUCCAUUGUGACAUCAUUAAUGUCCCAAGAACCGACCGGAAAGUGGUCAGAAUAAAGAUAAUCCACUGCAAAGAUGUC